Molecule: messenger RNA, 1284 nt
Organism: Pocillopora verrucosa
Lineage: Eukaryota; Metazoa; Cnidaria; Anthozoa; Scleractinia; Pocilloporidae
Source: RefSeq, a predicted model, not a curated record
UGGCGAAUCCCUUUGUAGGAAGACAUCAACCAUCCGUUCCUCUCAAAUGAGUGAAAGAUAACACUAUGACAAUCAACUUACUUUACGAGAAUUGCCGUAAAACAUGGCCCAAAGCUUGGUGCGCGUUUGCAAAUAUUUGUGGGGACAUAAGCUGCUUAAUUUGGCUUUUUGUUUUGUUCCCACAAAUAUGGAAGAACAGGAAGCGUAAAUCUGUGGAAGGACUUAGCAUUCUUUGGGCCACUGCGAACUUCACAGCAUCGCUGGCAAACGUUUUCUUCGCUUUUUCUGUUGCACUGCCUGUGUAUAUCAGAAUAUUAGCGGUAUAUAUGCCCAUUUUAGAGUUUUCCAUACUACUACAGUUUUGGUGCUACUCCAAGCACACUAUGCGGAUGAAAUUAUCCUACGGCGCUGUGUGUGUUCUGAUCUGGAUUGCAGUGAUCAGUUUAGACCUUUCCGUUGCUAAUGCCGCGGAAAAAGUCCAGUGGUUGGCAAUUGUUCUUUGGUCUAUUGAGUCAUUUCCGCAGAUUAUUUUGAAUAUGCGUCGUCGCACAACAGAUGGUCAGUCCACAAUCUCUGUUGUAAUUACACUUGUUGGUAAAACAACGGAUUUCUUGGCAAAUUAUCUCCUGCUUUUGCCAGCACAAUACGUUGUCAUGACCUAUUUUUCGUGUACCAUGGCUUUUAUCAAUGGAAUACAGGUUAUCUGGUACCCCAAGCUGCAACAGAAAACAAGUGUUGUCAUGCCCACAACAUACGGCAGGCACAGGAGUCCAGACGAGGAUGCCUUCACUGUGGAAGCGAAUGACUGCGAACAAGUUCCUCCGAUGGCCGACGAGGGAAGCUCAGUGGAAGAAGUCAACAGAGAAUCUGUAGAAGAAAUGACCUCCGUUUGCACAUUUGUUGGACCGAAUUUCGAAUUUUGUGCAAGGUUGCGCGAUAUUCCGUUCUAUCAGCGGGGUUUUAUAUUUCUUCUUAUGCUGGCUCUGGUGGUUUUCAGCGUGUGCAUUUGCGUGAACACGGAGUCUGCGCUGGGAAUUUUCGCGCCAAUUUCGGUCGCAGUUGUUCUUUUUGGUGCGUUUUUGUAUCGAAAUUACCGCGAGGGCCGGUUGCAGUUCGCCAACUCUGUUUUGGCGUGGCUGGAUCGCUGCUGCGUUGAUAAACCCGUGCAGUACACGUGGCUGACACGUGAUGAUGAAUGAAGAACACUUGAAGUUUUUUUUUGUUUUUUCUGGAUGAUAGCGGUAUUUAAAAUUAGAAAUAAUCGACCUUAGCGCCCGGCGAGUU